CCCCGCCCCGCACAGCCGCGGGUUCCCGGAUGCUCGUUUCCCUCGCUGCGUUCGUCGCCCAGUUCUCCAGCACCCUCGGGCUGGGGCUGCCUUUCCCCUGCAGUUUCCGGCAUGACAAGGAGGUUUUAUGGACAUGGAAAAGAAAUCCACACAGAAGUCCUGAAGAUGCUGGGACUGGCAGAAUUGGAGGAAAACGCAAGCAAAAGAAAAAAGAAAAGCAAAAGAGAAAACACCCCCAGUCUCGACAGAGAUGAUCAUCUUAUUCCUCAGACGACUGCGUGUUCUCUUCUUCAUCAUCUUCGGGAAGCCAGACCAAGUACUCAAGAGCCCUGAGGAUGAUGACAGGAAGGUCCGAAGGAGAGAAAAAAACCGAGUUGCUGCUCAGAGAAGUCGGAAGAAGCAGACGCAGAAGGCUGACAAACUCCACGAGGAAUACGAAUGCCUGGAGCAAGAAAACACAGUGCUGCGGAGAGAGAUCGGGAAGCUGACGGAGGAGCUGAAGCACCUGAGCGAGGCCCUCAAGGAGCACGAGAAGAUGUGCCCGCUGCUGCUGUGCCCCGUGAACUUUGUGCCCGUGCCGCGGCCCGACCCCGUGGCCAGCUGUCUGCCCCGAUGAAGCCCCAGGAUCGCCCUCCUCACUGAGUCAGGAGCCCUGGUCUUCCCCAGCCCUGGGAGGAGGUUCUCUCCACGCCUGUGUACAGGGGGACCUGUGGCCAGGCCACCUCCCCAGAGCCCCAGGCUGGGUCCCCAGCACCUGACUCAGGACCUUGAGGAGACCCAGGCAGGAAGGCCACCUCAGGAGCACUUCUCCCACUUCGGCAGCUAGUAGGUUCCAUGUUAUGCAGAAUAAUUUCCUCUAGAAUUUGGGUAAUAAAAGUGGUUAUCCUAGCUCCUUUCAACAAGUUCUUGGAAUUUAGAGACACAAAGUGAUUCCUCUUCCUAAAGAGGCCACCUUCCGUCUCCUCGGGUUGUCCGGUGGCUCCUGGUCGUGGUUCUCCCUCCGGUCCUCUCUCCCACGGCCACGUGUGUCAGAUGGAGGAGGCCCUUUGGGGCUGCAGAGCAAAGGCCAGUGGCACUCCCCUGCCGUCCCAACUCUGUCCCCAACGGGCGUGCUGCGUGUGACUCACAUGGGUAUUAUGUUUGCAUAGCCCUCUAUCUUGGUCAGCUCUCCUGCCCAGGCCUGGCUGUCAUGGAAAGUUUUCUGUUCCAGGCUGGUUUUCCCAACUGCUCUGUACACUCCUGGGCCACCUCCCCCUUCCGCAAGGAGGCCUAGGCUCGGGGACAAGUUUAUUUUAUAUUAGUCUGAACCGCAGUUGGAUGGGGGAAAUCUGUCCCCUUCAAAAUAAACAAAUAUUUGGGUAGAAGAGGAGAGUAAUUUCCU
Manis pentadactyla (Chinese pangolin) is the source of this 1381-nucleotide messenger RNA. It is a transcript of the gene BATF3, whose product is annotated as basic leucine zipper ATF-like transcription factor 3. The record is from RefSeq and is a predicted model, not a curated record. NCBI's taxonomy places the organism in Eukaryota, Metazoa, Chordata, Mammalia, Pholidota, Manidae. Gene Ontology annotation, molecular function: RNA polymerase II cis-regulatory region sequence-specific DNA binding; DNA-binding transcription factor activity, RNA polymerase II-specific. The transcript has 5 exons. Gene Ontology annotation, cellular component: nucleus. Gene Ontology annotation, biological process: regulation of transcription by RNA polymerase II. Bases 251 to 616 code for a protein of 121 amino acids.